Molecule: messenger RNA, 1563 nt
Organism: Brettanomyces bruxellensis
Lineage: Eukaryota; Fungi; Ascomycota; Pichiomycetes; Pichiales; Pichiaceae
Exons: 1
Coding region: 1-1563 (520 amino acids)
Biological process (GO): intracellular monoatomic cation homeostasis
Cellular component (GO): mitochondrial inner membrane
Molecular function (GO): ribosome binding
Source: RefSeq, a predicted model, not a curated record
AUGCCUGGAACAGCUAAUACAUUCCAGACAUUGGCAACUAUAGGCAUAACUGCCAGGAUGCCGGUUGGUUGGAAACCUGCAAUGAGCUUGAUGCGAUUUGUUGCUCCAUCACAUCCUGGCCGAGUUUUGAGCAGGGCACAUAUGCCUUUUGGUGUGGUACCAAGGCGAAUUUCGAAUAUGCAAAGAAAUUUUACUGCAUCGGCACUUUUUGUUCCUGGAUUAAGAGAAUUUUCGACAUUCCCGGUGGCCAGAGAUGCCCAGAAGGUGGAAAAAAAGACAGUAGCAAAAGAUGCAGCCAAAAAGGAUUCGAAAUCAGACUCAAAAGAGGUUGUUGCAGCUGAAAAAAAGCCAAAAGAGGUUAAACCACCACUUAUGACUCGUGUCAAGGCCGGAUUCAAGCAUUAUUGGGACGGCACAAAGUUGCUUGGUAUGGAGAUUAAGGUUUCUUGUCGUUUACUUGUCAAAAUGGGUACUGGAUACGAGCUUACGCGUCGUGAAUAUCGUCUUUUACAGCGAACGAUUGCAGAUGCCCUCAGAUUGUUCCCAUUUGCCUUUUUUGUGAUUGUUCCCUUUGCGGAGUUGCUACUCCCAAUUGCCUUGAAGCUCUUCCCAAAUUUGCUUCCAUCGACAUACGAGUCAAAGCUCGAUAGGGAGAAGAAAAUGACGAUUUUGAGAAACACGAGAACUAAAGUGAGUCACGUUUUGAGAUCUUCAAGACAGAAAGUGAUGCUCCCAACUGACAUCACCGAUGAGCAGAGAGCGGACUUCAAGGACUUCAUGGCAAAGUUUAAGGAUGACAAAGCGGACCAGAUAUCGAAAGAGCAACUUAUGAGAGUCGCUAGACUUUUCAAAGAUGACUUGAUCUUGGAUAACUGUUCGAGAAGCAUCCUCACGGCCAUGUCCAAGUUCAUCAACUUGCGGCCGUAUGGAAGUGACCAGAUCCUCAGAUACAGGAUAAGGCACAAAAUGCUCAAAAUUAAGGCUGAUGACAGACUUAUCGACUACGAGGGUGUUGAUAGUCUGACAACUCAGGAGCUCCAGGUUGCUUGUGCUUCUCGAGGCAUCAAAACAUACACGGCAACACCUCAGCAGAUGAGAACUUGGCUCGAAAACUGGCUCCAGUUGCGUCUUCGUGAUAAAUUGCCAUCUACUUUGGCCAUUCUUGUCAAUGCGUACACUUACGAUCAGCCAAAUGGUUCCGUUGACCAGUAUGAGGCCUUGAAGACUGUUUUAACUGCACUUCCUAUCGAAUUCUACCAUGCCCAGGAAUUGCACGUCGAUCAGGACAAUGCUACUUUUACCCAACGUAUCAAUGUUCUUAAGGAGCAAGAGCACUUGAUUCGUGCUGAGAGUGCUCAGGAGAAGGAUAAUGUUGUCUUGGUCAAGGAUAAGUUGAACUUGGAUGAUGACUCUGAGGUCCAGAAGCGGGUUGGAAAACAGGUUGAGAAGGAGGCUGAGGAGGAGAGAAAGGAAAAGGAGAAGAAGGAGAAUGAGAAGAAGGAGAAUGAGAAGAAGGAGAAUGAGAAGAAUGUGAAUGCAAAGAAAUCGGAAGAGAAGAAAUGA